This is a messenger RNA of Ogataea philodendri, 327 nucleotides long. RefSeq lists its product as uncharacterized. The record is from RefSeq and is a predicted model, not a curated record. The transcript has a single exon. Lineage: Eukaryota; Fungi; Ascomycota; Pichiomycetes; Pichiales; Pichiaceae. The coding region runs from base 1 to 327 and encodes 108 amino acids.
AUGAUCUUCAUUCCCUGUUUAGCAAACGCAGGUGGUUUCUUGGACUUUCUGUUGGUUCCCUUUUGCAGAUGGUGGAGCAGUUGCAAGAACGAGACUUCCUCGAUGGCCGUGUGGACGUGCAUCACACAGGAGAAUCCAGACGACAAGAUCGACUUGAGCUCGACAAUGGCGAUCUGGGCCUCGAACCGGGUCACCGUCUUGACCGGGUUAGCCACAGACGAAAGCACGUAUCCGACAGACACUUCCUCUUCCUCGAUACCCUUCAACUUGAGUCUAACUUGCUCUCCGCAAACGGCAGUGUCGACCUCGGCCUCAGUUUCGUUGUAG